CUGAGUUGUGCUCGCUCCACUGCUUCGAAGCUCAAACCUUUCCGAGUUUGGAAGAGAGGACGGCAUGGGCACCCCUGAACCAGAAGAAGAGGCACUUCUUAACCGUGAACAUGAGCUCCGUCUCAUUCGCUGUACCCUCUCUCCUUUACCCUCCAUGUUUCCCCCUCAGUCUUCACCGUCCGAGAAAGCUCCCAAUCUCGACGCUCUCAUCAACCAUCUACUCGCUUUGAUCGAGAGCGGCAACUAUUUUCAAGUCUUCAACUCCCAAGCUUCUAGGCUUGUCUUCCAACUUGGUGAUGAAUCGCCUUUCUUCUUUGACGACACGAUCGAUUGCGCCGACCGCCUUUACUCUGAGUUGCUGAAGCGCGCCGUGUCGUUUAUCGAAGUUAACUCGGCAAACGAUGCGGCAAAGGCUUCUAGGAUAAUGCUUGUGAUGUGCAUCGCGGUGGCUGCGUUUCUUGGGUUCUCACAAUGUAGCAUUACCGGGCCGUUGAAUGGGCUACCACGAUGUCCCCUGUCGCUGGAAACGGGGAAAGGCGAUGAAUAUCGAGAGUGGGACAGUUGGGCACGCAAUCAACUUAUGUCUGCUGGGUCUGAUUUGCUCGGGAAGUUCUCUAAUAUUCAGUAUAUAGUUUUUGCUAAAAUGUUGCUUAUGGGGAUGAAAGAUUUACUAUCUGGAGGAAUUCUCUCUCCCAAGAUUGGGUUUAGAAGCCUUUCUUGGUGGCUUGCAAGGGUUUUACUUCUUCAACAGAGAAUUUUGGAUGAGCGAUCUUCUUCUUUGUUUGAUCUUUUGCAAGUCCAUAUGAGUGAAGCUUUACAACAAUUUGGCGAUUCAGAAGCUGUUACUAGUUAUUGGGAUGCUAAUUUACGUGUUGGUGAGAGCUCUGCAGUUGUCUCCAUGAUUCAUUUGGAGGCUGGAAUUCUGGAAUAUGUAUAUGGACGGACUGAUUCUUGCAGGCAACAUUUUGAGUCUUCUCAGAUGGCAGCUGGGCUUCAGCUUUCAGUUACUGGGGUUCUUGGUUUCCGUACUUUACAUCAGGCUGAGCCAAAAGCGCAAAUGGUCCUUGUUACAAACUCAAGUCAAUCCAACAAUUUUGAUAACUGCUCCUUGAUGAACACUGGCGUCCAGACAUAUGAUUCCAGUCCUGGUGAAGCUAACCUGACUUUGCAGCAGAAUGACACCCGUGAAGUAUCUGAUGUCCUUGUUGUUCCUAAGCUGUUGACAACUGAUAAAUCUGGGAGUAGGUCAGAAAGAAUGGAAAUCGGUGCUAAUGGGACUGUCCAUUUGACAGCAAUUCAACAGGCAGUAGUUCUGGCAUACUGCCUUUUACUUGAGAAGAGCUCUCGACAUGAUGAGAUGCAGAGAUGGGAUAUGGCUCCUUACAUUGAGGCAAUCGAUUCCCAGCGUUUGUCACCUUUCACUAUACAAUGUUUCUGUGACCUCUUGCGGAUACGAUGGGAAUCAUCACGUAGUCGAACAAAGGAGCGUGCUUUACUGAUGAUGGAUAAAUUGGUCCAGAGUCUUUAUGAAGCUUCUCCAACAAUAACAGAAAGAAUUCCUUUUUGCUAUGGUGUUUAUAUGCCCUGUAUCCCUGCCUUAAGGAAGGAGUAUGGUGAGCUUUUGGUACGCUGUGGGUUGAUAGGGGAGGCAGUGAAAGUUUUUGAAGAUUUAGAAUUAUGGGACAAUCUUAUAUUCUGUUAUCGCCUGUUGGAGAAGAAAGCAACUGCUGUUGAACUUAUCAAAAAAUGUCUUUCAGAAAGACCCAAUGACCCUAGGUUAUGGUGUUCCUUGGGUGAUGCUACUGAUAAUGAUGCGUUCUAUGAAAAAGCUCUUGAAGUUUCAAACAACAGGUCUACUAGAGCUAAGCGCUCUCUGGCUCGUAGUGCGUACAAUAGAGGAGAAUAUGAAGCAUCCAAGAUUUUGUGGGAGUCUGCAAUGUCUAUGAACUCUAUGUAUCCUGAUGGUUGGUUUGCACUUGGGGCUGCUGCGCUAAAGGCUAGGGAUAUUGAAAAGGCUCUGGAUGGUUUUACUCGUGCAGUUCAACUUGAUCCUGAAAAUGGGGAAGCUUGGAAUAACAUUGCUUGCUUGCAUAUGAUCAACAAAAGAAGUAAAGAAUCUUUCAUUGCCUUUAAAGAAGCCCUCAAGUUCAAACGAAAUAGCUGGCAACUCUGGGAGAACUACAGUCGUGUAGCUGUUGAUGUUGGUAAUAUCAGUCAGGCUUUGGAAGGUGCACAAAUGGUUUUGGACAUUAGCAACAACAAAAGAGUGGAUACAGAAUUAUUGGAGAGAAUUAUGAGAGAGGUGGAAAGAAGGGUUUCAACAAGUCAUUCGGUGUCUCCUGUGGCAACUUAUAAUCCCCAUAAUGGACAUCAAGAUGAUUCUGAAUCAGAGAUUCUUGAGCAAGGAUCUGAUAUAUCUACUGAAGGAAGAUCAUGUGAAACUGAGCAAUUAGUGUUAUUACUUGGAAAAGUUUUACAGCGGAUAGUUAAAAGUGGGAAUGGAUCAACAGCUGAUAUCUGGGGCUUGUAUGCUCGUUGGCACAGAAUUAAAGGAGAUCUUUUAAUGUGUUCUGAAGCACUCUUAAGGCAAGUCAGGUCACUUCAGGGAUCUGAGACAUGGAAAGAUAGAAAUCGUUUUAAGAAGUUCGCUAAUGCAUCUUUGGAACUUUGCAAGUUAUACAUGGAAAUUUCGUCAUCUUCAAACAGCUGCAAAGAAUUGUUUACGGCUGAGAUGCACCUAAAGAACACCAUUAAACAGGCACAGAUCUUCUCUGAUACAGAAGAGUUCAGAGAUCUCCAGGCUUGCCAUGAUGAAGUGAAAACCAAACUCCAAUCAUUCAAUGCCUAAUUAUCAGUUGCAAUCUCUCCGAUGCAAAGCUUAUCUGAUACGGAGUUGCAGGGGUAUUAAGGUUUGCCAUGAAGUGAAAACCAAGAUUUAACCAUUCAAUGCCCAACUAAAAUCUAAUCAGAGAAGGCAUUCUUCAGUCUGUUAUCCAAGUUCUAAUGUCAAAGUUUCUGUUGACGCUGACGUUCGUUCCACUGAAUCGGCAAGCGUAUAUUGAAAACGGAUGUGCACAAGGGUCCGUCAACAGAGGUCAAAGGCUUGGUUUCAGAUGGAAAAGAUGGCAGGGAUAAGAUAUGAUUGAAAUGAUGUGAACCUGCACUUUGUAUGGAUCGCCGUGUAAUAUAUGGUUUCUUUAAAUUACAGGGAAAAUACUACAGCUGAUAGCAAAGGAAACAAUCAAAUUUGAUGGAUCAUUAAAUAACAACCCAGAAUCUAA
Messenger RNA from Prosopis cineraria, 3281 nucleotides. RefSeq lists its product as uncharacterized. Gene Ontology annotation, molecular function: protein binding. The coding region runs from base 65 to 2848 and encodes 927 amino acids. Lineage: Eukaryota; Viridiplantae; Streptophyta; Magnoliopsida; Fabales; Fabaceae. The record is from RefSeq and is a predicted model, not a curated record. The transcript has 20 exons.